GCGUGUUACACGGUACGCAUGAGGACAUGCGUGUGCAUCAUAGAAAACGUACACAUAAAUCAUGGACGUGUUACAUCAGUGACGCGACGUAAAGGUUAGGCGAGCCGUCAGCGAGGAGGAACGUGGCGUGCGAGUCGUGGCGCGCCGUACGCCGAGAAAGGAAGGGAGAAGGGAAAAAGGUGUUCCGUCGGCAAAAGGAGAAGGCGUCCCCCACACGUUCUGCGCGCUUUGAACCAUCUUGAACCGUCUCUCAGACGUCGGCCCUCGACCGUCGAUUCCACUCGUCGCGUCCGUUGUGCGACAAUCGAGCAAGACAGCGCGGUGGCGGCAGCGGCAGUGGGGAGGGAGGACCAACCGGCCCCUUCCCUCGCUCCUCCUUUCCACGAGGGGGAAUUACCAAAAUGGUGGCGCGGCACAACGCGGGUGAUGUGUAGGCAGAUAUCGGCUCGCAUCGUGUUCGUUUCAGGGAGGUGUGAGGUACGCGAGCGUAACUACGCGAGGCCGACGGCAACAUGGGCGACCCGAAGAGCCAGCACGGCGCGCAGGAGAUGAAAGGCUGGCUUUUCAAAUGGACAAACUACCUGAAAGGUUACCAACGGAGAUGGUUCGUCCUGUCAAACGGCCUGCUGUCGUACUACAGGGCGGAACCAACAGGGGGGCCAAAGAUAUCAUCGCGACGCAAGCGGAGGGCUGGCAGAGCCUCCGAAAACCCCGCGGAGAUGUCCCACACCUGCCGCGGCACGAUUUCCUUACACGGGGCCUUAAUACACACGGUGGACGCCUGCACCUUCGUCGUGAGCAACGGCGGCACGCAGACCUUCCACAUCAAGGCGUCGACCGAGGUGGAGCGGCAGCAGUGGGUCACAGCCCUCGAGUUGGCGAAAGCCAAGGCUAUCCAAGCGAUGGAAUCUGAAGAGGAGGAGGAGGAGUAUCAAGACAACGACAAUCAAAACGUGGAAACCGCGUCUGUGAUCAAGGAUCUGACGAGACGACUGGACGAUCUGCAGGCAUGUAAUGACUUGAUAUUCAAGCAGGGAACUGCGCUUCAACGAGCUUUGGCUGAUUUGGAAAUGUUAGAGCCUCUGUCCUCCGAGCUGACGGCGAAAUUCAAGACCGUCAACGAACGAGCCACGCUUUUCCGGAUCGCGGCGAAUGCUAUGAUCAGCACGAGCAACGAUUACUUGCAAUUAGCCCAGCAACAAGAGCCUAAGUGGAAGAAGAUGCUACAGCACGAGCGUGAUCAGAAGGUGCGGAUAGAGAAGAUGGUCGAACAGUUGGCCAGGCAACAUUCCCACCUUGAGGAAGCCGCGCAACAUGCGAUUCCUUCGGCGACACUUGGGGGAGGACACAGAUCUUCACAUCCCGCAGUUACAACGUCCCCGUCGGAGGAUGAGGAGGAUAACGCCGAAUUUUAUGACGCCCAGGAAUCGGACACUUUCACACUGACCAUACCCAUCGCCACGAGCAAUUCGAUUUCCCACACGAGAGACCGUAACGAUUCCCAGGGUAGCGACGAUGGCUCCAGUUCAGAGGGAGAUCCGACGCCUCUGCCUGUCUCUGAUUCCACGGGUGCCGAGUCGUUUCUUAUUGUGACCGAUUCUACAGCGGCGCAGACUUCCUCACCCGUCACGAUCAUAGACGACCUGGACAAUACAACUUGGCGAUCCAACAAUGGCAGCAGCAGCACCGGGAUGACUACCAAACGGAAGCGAAGGACUAGGGUACCUGAUAAACCAAAUUAUCCCUUGAACCUAUGGAGUAUCAUGAAAAAUUGCAUUGGCAAGGACCUGUCGAAAAUUCCCAUGCCGGUCAAUUUCUCGGAACCGCUUAGCAUGCUUCAACGGCUGACGGAAGACUACGAAUAUGCUGAUAUUCUUGAUAGGGCUGCAGAAUGUUCGGAUAGUUACGAGCAGAUGGCAUUUGUAGCCGCGUUUACUGUGUCCAGUUAUGCUACAACCUCUGCUAGAACGGGAAAGCCUUUCAAUCCUCUUUUAGGUGAAACUUAUGAAUGUGAUCGCACGGACGAUCUGGGAUGGCGCGCGAUUUCAGAGCAAGUAUCUCACCAUCCGCCUAUGCUAGCUCAACAUUGUGAGGGAAAGAAAUGGCGGUGUUGGCAAGAGUUUACAAUGGCAUCUAAAUUUCGCGGAAAAUAUCUACAGGUAAUUCCUUUGGGCACUGCUCAUCUAGAAUUCAACAGUGGUCAGCAACAUUAUACAUGGCGUAAAGUUACUACUACAGUACAUAAUAUUAUAGUCGGCAAGUUGUGGGUCGAUCAGAGUGGUGACAUGGAUAUCGUAAAUCAUAAAGAGGGUAUCAAGUGCCAUUUGAAGUAUAUACCUUAUUCGUAUUUCUCGCGAGACAGCCAGCGGAAGGUAAAGGGUGUAGUCAUGAAUUCCAACAAAGAGGUCAAGUGGGUAGUACAGGGUACAUGGGAUUCGAAGAUAGAAAUUGCGCCAGUGAUCAGCACAUCUGGCACACCCGAUAACCCAGUGUACAAGACGGGCCCUUACAUAUUAGCUUGGAAACGACGUAUGCCUCCUGAAGACUGUGAGAAAUAUUAUUCAUUCACGGAAUUAGCGUGUCAGUUGAAUGAACCAGAGGAGGGUGUAGCUCCAACGGAUUCUCGAUUGAGACCUGAUCAGCGGUUAAUGGAAGAUGGACGAUGGGAUGAAGCUAACGCAGAAAAAUUGCGUUUAGAGGAAAAGCAAAGAGCUGCUAGGCGGGCACGUGAACAUGAGGCCGAAAAGGCCGCCGCGCAAGGGUUACCUUUCGAGGCGUACGAACCAUUGUGGUUUAAGAAGAAGCAGGAUCCAUACACGGAUAGCCGUUGUUACAUUUAUAAUGGCGAAUAUUGGGAUUAUAAAAGCAGAGGUGAUUGGUCGCGAUGUCCAAACAUAUUUUAGUUUGUUAUAUAGAUAGAUUCGAUUACGAUGUGACACUUUCGUCACAUACACAUGCAGUGCGCGAAGAAGUUUUGAAUCGUUUAAAAAUGACGGCAGCCGCGAGACUAGAAGCUCCGACCGUUCGUGGUCGAGAUUUAAAUGCUUAUGAAAUAACGUUGACGUGAUAAUGGGGUUGUUACGGGAUAUAGUUUAGUAAUUAAUUCUUCCAGAGGUGGAUGAAACUUGUUGGCAAUUCUGAUAUGUACAUGAUAUGCAGUUUGUACAGUCAUCGCCUUUGCUAUUCUUUAACUCUUCUACCUCUCUUCCUUUUUUUUCGUCCUUUUUUGCAGUAUAUCCCUAUAUAUCUUUCUUUUUGUCUCUUUUUUCGAGUAAUGAAAUUAAUAUUUAAUCUAACGUUUGAUUAACAAACGUUUGCGUGUGCUAUUUUUUUUAAGAUUUUGCGCUGAAUUAACGAUAGCCAAUCUUAAAAUUUAAGUGCGUUUCAUUAUAUUAGCUAUAUGUGUAUGAAUUUGUAAAAAAAAUCGAUGCUCAGAUAAGUCGAAUGAAUUCCGAAUAUUUUAUUACUUUAGCCUAAAACUGAGAUAGCAAUAAGAUCAUUAGAAAAGAAAAAGAAGCUACUAUCAUUAUGGAGGGACGGAUUUCAAUGAAGCUCAAUAUUCCAUUUUAUCCAGUAUUCGCCAUUUAUUUUUAGACAAAUUUUCUAGACUAAUCCGAAUUUGAGCUUUACCGAAGUUAAUUAUGCUAUUACAUACAUGAAAAUUUUAUGUAUUUCAUUAUUUUUAAUCCAUUAUUGAAAAUAUUUGUAUAAACGUUGAGAGAUGUGCAAUGAGGCAUAAAAUUGAGCUGUAAAACAACACGAAUAUGAAACAAAAUGCGUUUUUUUUUGUAUUACUCUUAAUUUACUUUUAUUCGCGACUUGUUUUUAGAAAUGAAUAAAUAUCUCGAUAUUUAAAGGAACUAAUAAUGUUUUCGGUUCGCUGCACUACACCGAGCCAAUGCACACUAAAAACCGCUACACAUGAAAUAUAAUAGCAUAAUAUUAUUUCUUUGAAAUUAUUAAUUCAAAUUCAUGAAAUUAUUUAUUCAGCUAAAUAAUAUGGCAAAUUUAUUGUUAACUUACUUGAUUUAUAUAAUAUAAACAUUUUGGAGUGUUUAUGUAUUUUUACAUUUUAAUUUCAUGUAUAUCACCAUUCAGUAUGCACCAAUCCGGUAUAAUGCGGCGAGCACCGAAAAUGCUAUAACUGAAUUUUUUUGAUACGUUGCUGCGUUUGUAAUUCUUUUAUUAUUUUGUCAUAAUUUUUCCCUCAUUGCGCAUUUUCCAUUCGACCCAGUAUUGCAAUACCUGAAA
Molecule: messenger RNA, 4251 nt
Organism: Pogonomyrmex barbatus (red harvester ant)
Lineage: Eukaryota; Metazoa; Arthropoda; Insecta; Hymenoptera; Formicidae
Gene: Osbp
Product: oxysterol binding protein
Cellular component (GO): cytosol; perinuclear endoplasmic reticulum; plasma membrane
Molecular function (GO): sterol binding
Source: RefSeq, a predicted model, not a curated record